AUGGGGCUAUCCCGGGGAGCUCAUCUCUCGCGCGCUGAAAAAGGCGAACAUGGACUGGCCAGGGGAGGACGUGUUCGACCCCCGGCAACUGACAUGCCGUUCAUGGCCUGUGGAUGUUCCCGGUCCUGA
Messenger RNA from Ectocarpus siliculosus, 129 nucleotides. Lineage: Eukaryota; Phaeophyceae; Ectocarpales; Ectocarpaceae. The record is from the annotation of a GenBank genome assembly.